This is a messenger RNA of Struthio camelus australis, 4143 nucleotides long. The record is from RefSeq and is a predicted model, not a curated record. Lineage: Eukaryota; Metazoa; Chordata; Aves; Struthioniformes; Struthionidae.
GAGGCCCGGUGCCGCCAGGCCUGCCGCGGAGCUGUUUUCCACGAGGAGGAGACGUUAGGUUUGUCAUGACGGUGACUUUACUCCUUCUUCCUUCUUGUGUAGGCGAUCGUCUGUGACAAUCAGUCCAAAAUGCCAGCGCUGUUCUUUACCCGGCCGUUUUCAGGCCGGCUUUUGCCUCUAAUGGUCGCGCUGCUAGGUCUGACGCGCGCUGCCUUUUCUGCCAGCGCUGACCAAGGUGGUGGUAACAACAUGCAGUUUCCGUGGGAUAAAACGAGGCUCCCCAAGCACGUUAUCCCAGUGCAUUAUGAUCUCCUCAUCCAUCCUAAUCUCACCACUCUGACAUUUUCUGGGUCCGCUAAAAUAGAAAUUACAGUUAGCCAGCAAACCAGUUCAGUCAUCCUGCACAGCAAACGCCUGCACAUCACCAAGGCUGCCAUCCAGGCUGGGGCUGGCAGUGCCCGCUCCCUGCAAGAGGUGCGGGUUUUGGAGCACCAGCCCUUGGAGCAGGUGGCGCUCCUUGCUGCUGAACCACUGCGGCCUGGGCACAGGUACACCGUCAGCAUCCACUACUCUGCAAAUCUCUCCGAGUCUUUCCACGGCUUUUAUAAAAGCACCUACAGAACCCAGGACGGAGAACUCAGAGUACUUGCAUUAACACAGUUUGAACCGACAGCUGCACGAAUGGCCUUCCCGUGUUUCGAUGAACCAGCUUUCAAAGCCAGAUUUUCAAUUAAGAUUAGGAGGGAACCAAAGCACCUUGCACUAUCCAAUAUGCCAAUUAUGAAAUCUGUGAAUAUAGCUUCAUGGCUUGUUGAGGACCAUUUUGAUACCAGUGUCAAGAUGAGUACUUACCUUGUGGCCUUUAUUGUUUCGGAUUUUAAAUCCAUCAGCAAAAUAACCAGUCAUGGGAUUAAGAUUUCUGUAUUCGCAGUACCAGACAAGAUCAACCAAGCUGAUUAUGCGCUGGAUGCAGCAGUGAAACUUCUAGACUUUUAUGAGGAUUACUUUAGCAUUCCAUAUCCUUUGCCUAAGCACGAUUUAGCGGCCAUUCCUGAUUUUCAGUCUAGUGCUAUGGAAAACUGGGGACUGACCACAUACCGGGAAUCUGCAUUGCUGUAUGACCCUGACAAGUCCUCGGCAUCCUCUAAACUUUGGAUUACUAUGUUAAUAGCCCAUGAACUGGCUCAUCAGUGGUUUGGCAACCUGGUUACCAUGGAGUGGUGGAAUGAUCUCUGGUUAAACGAAGGGUUUGCAAAGUUUAUGGAGUUCGUGUCAGUCAGCAUUACCCACCCAGAACUGAGAGUUGAAGAUUAUUUCUUAGGCAAAUGUUUUGAUGCCAUGGAAGUGGAUGCAUUAAAUUCAUCGCAUCCUGUGUCUACUCCUGUGGAAGAGCCAGCUCAAAUUUUAGAAAUGUUUGAUGAUGUUUCUUAUGAAAAGGGAUCUUGUAUAUUAAAUAUGCUGAGGGACUAUAUGACUGCUGAUGUGUUUAAAGCUGGACUUGUGCAGUAUCUGCAGAAAUACAGCUAUCAGAAUACAAAAAAUGAAGAUUUGUGGAACAGUAUGACAAAGAUCUGCCCUACUGUAGGUACUGAUGAAAAUGAACUGCAAGGUGAUAAUUUUUGCAGAAGAAACCAACCGUCAUCUUCAACUGCACACUGGACCAGAAGAGAGACUCUUGAUGUGAGGGCAAUGAUGAACACUUGGACACUGCAGAAAGGUUUUCCCUUGGUAACCGUCACAGUGAGAGGAAAGAAUGUCCAUUUGCAGCAGGAGCGCUACAUGAAGGGAGUGGAUUCUCCUUCACCCAAAGAGUACUUGUGGCAUAUUCCACUAACCUACAUUACCAGUAAAUCUGACACUGUUCAAAGAUUUUUGAUGACAACUAAAACAGAUGUCCUCAUCCUUCCAGAAAAGGUAGAAUGGAUUAAAUUCAAUGUUGGCAUGAAUGGAUAUUACAUUGUGCACUAUGAAGAUGAUGGAUGGGAUCAUCUGAUUAAACUUUUGAAAGAGAACCGUACAGUGAUUAGCGGCAAUGACAGAGCAAGUCUCAUUAACAAUGUCUUCCAGCUUGUGAGAAUAAAAAAGCUGUCAAUUUCCAAAGCUUUUGAUCUAACUUUAUACCUGAAACAUGAAACGCAAAUCAUGCCUGUAUUCCAAGGCAUGAAUGAACUGAUUCCCAUAUACAAGCUCAUGGAGAGGAGGGAUAUGGGUGAUACAGAAAAUCAGUUAAAGGAGUAUAUAGUCAAUCUAUUUAAAGACCUAAUUGACAAGCAGUCUUGGAACGAUGAAGGCUCAGUGUCUGAGAGAAUGCUCAGACACUCGCUCCUCCUGUUUGCGUGUGUGCGUGGAUACCAGCCGUGUGUGGACAAAGCACGAGAAUAUUUUAUGAAAUGGCAGAAAUCCAAUGGAACUUUGAGCUUGCCAACAGAUGUGAAGACAGCAGUGUACGCUAUUGGAGCACAAACAUCUGAAGGCUGGGAUUUCCUCUUUAGUAAAUACAGGCUGCAUUCAUUCAACGUAGAGAAAGAUAAAAUUGAAGUAGCUCUCAGCCUCAGCAGAAAUAAUGACAAACUUCAGUGGUUAAUGGAUCAAGGUCUGCAUGGUGACAUGAUAAAAACACAGGAUCUUCCACAUAUUAUUGUGUUUGUUGCCAGAAACCCAUCUGGCUAUCAUCUAGCUUGGACAUUCUUAAAGGAAAAUUGGGAGAAACUUGUAGAAAAAUUUGAACUUGGUUCGCAUUCCAUAGCAGAGAUUGUCACUGGAGUGACAAAUCAAUAUUCAACAAGGUUGCAGCUUGCAGAGGUGAAAGAAUUCUUCAAUUCUCUGGAGGAAAAAAGUUCGCAGCUUCGUUGUGUGCAACAAGCUAUUGAAACCAUUGAAGACAACAUACAGUGGAUGGACAGAAAUUUUGAGAAGGUCAAAACAUGGCUACAAAACAACAAACUGUAAAACGUUGUUUACAUUUAUCAAAAAUAACUGAAAAAGCACUGAAAACUCUGGGUUGGAGAGAAAGCUGAAUUUUAUAAAUUUAUUUCUUUAGCAGGAGCUCUAAGGCAGCCUAAUCCUAAUUCUCAGUAUUUUUAUAUUUCAGUCUUGUGGUUUGCUGGGGAUAAAACUAGACUGUUCAUGGAUCUUUUCACUAGGUCGCAGUUUUAGGAAAAAAAAAGGAACUUGUUCACUGUACAAUGAGCUAAGGGGUAGGGGAGGCUGAUUACUGGAGAUCUAGGAUUAAUUUAUUUAUUCUGAAAAAGCAGAAAGUAUUUGGAGACAAAUAACCAAGUGAAGCUUUCCACUUGUGAAUGCUUACCCUUCCUCUAUCUUUCCCACAAAGGUACAAGUAGCAGCUUUAGUUAAUACUGGAGUGAACACAAGUUACGUAGCAAAGACAUUUUUGCUGUGCACGUGCCUUUAUCCUCUUGGUCUAUGAUGCAGGAGAACAAUUUUUAUAAAUAUUCAUCUCAGAUCAAGCAUCACAGAAUUUAAAAAUAGUACCAACUAUAGUUAACCUUGCAGACUUCAAAAUAAAUAAGGACGACGUCUGCCUUAGGCAAGCUUUACUGUAGUGUUUUAGGGCUGGAGGCAGUUGUAAUGGUGUGGAAGCUGUGCAGUGGUAGUGGCUCCAUCUCUGCUGAGGUGACACAGAGUGUGAGCUGCACAUUUCAGUCCCCUUAAUCCCACCCUGUUCCAGUUAAGUCUGGACUACUACUUUUGCUACUGAUGUAAAUGCCUUGCCUAUGGUCUUAAUACAGGGAAAAGGCCUGUUUAUUUUUAUGUUAAUAUUGAGGAAAUCAGAAUGCGAUUUGUAAGCAAAAAAAAAAAGGGGGGGGGAAAUCUCAUUUUAGAUUAUUAAUCAAUCAGUUCUAGCUAGAAUUUAGUUUUUAUAUUUCUGCUUUUAAUGAGCCCUUUUUUACCUAAUUGAAUUUUACCUGCUUUCAGAUAAAAAUGACUCUAUCCGUUUCCAUAUCAUGGGGGCAUAUUUAUCAUCUGCAGCCCACUAAUCAGGAUUGUAAGGUAACUACUGUAAGCAGAAAAAUGAUGACUAUUAGGCCCCCCAAAAGGUACAGAUACUUAAGAAAGCCGAGCUGGAAUCUUGGAGUGUUGUGGGAGUUUUUUUUUUUGUUGGUUGAAAAAAAAAAAAAAAAA